This is a messenger RNA of Anolis carolinensis (green anole), 2484 nucleotides long. Its product is annotated as zinc finger protein RFP. Gene Ontology annotation, molecular function: ubiquitin protein ligase activity. Lineage: Eukaryota; Metazoa; Chordata; Lepidosauria; Squamata; Anolidae. The record is from RefSeq and is a predicted model, not a curated record. Gene Ontology annotation, cellular component: cytoplasm. The transcript is spliced from 5 exons. Gene Ontology annotation, biological process: innate immune response; protein ubiquitination; regulation of gene expression. Bases 66 to 1268 code for a protein of 400 amino acids.
CUGCGUAAAUCAUUUACUGGAAAUGCUCUUUCAGGAAGUGAAAACUUAUUCAACUUAACUCAGCCAUGGCCGCUGCUUCUGUUGUUCAGGAUCUCUGUGAAGAAGCCACUUGUUCGAUCUGUUUUGAUUAUUUCAAGGAUCCUGUGACCAUAACAUGUGGGCACAAUUUCUGCAGAGCCUGCCUGACCCAGAGCUGGGAGAAGUCGGGCAAUACGGAUGCCUCCUGCCCUUUCUGCAGGGAAACUGUUCUGCAAAGGAAGCUAACAACAAACUGGCAACUAGCCAACAUUAUAGCAGCAGUGAAGAAACUUAAUCCAAACUAUGAAGGAGGAAAGCAGGAGCCCUGGAAAAGUGUUUAUGAAGAUUAUGAAUCCAGGAUCUCUUUGGUGGAUGACAAGGAACACCACGAUCAUCGACAAAUUGCACUGAAGGUGGCUGCUCCAGACUCCAAGAACCAGGAAGAUGAAGAGAUGGAAAAAAUCUUAAGAAAAAUUACACAAGAUUGCUGGUUUCUGGAGGAUCAGACCAAGCAUAUCUGGGCCCAGAUAGAAGAGAUGAAACACCAGAUUGGAAGAAAGACAAAUAACCAAGAACUCUCCUUUCUGGAAAAUCUCAUCCUGAAGAUGCAAGAUGAACUCCUGCAGACUGCAAAGAGCCUUUCACAGAGGAGUGAGAAGAAGGAAGCAGCUGAGAAGUCAGUGGCUUUCCCUCCAGAGCUGAAAUGGAAGAUCCAGGAGAUUUCUGAUCAAAAUCCAGAUCUAACUACUAUCAUGAAGUGGUUCCAAGGAAAUCUGGAUCCAGACUCAGCGCCUUCCUUCCACUUCCUGUCUGAUGGUCAUAAAAGUGGGAAAUAUGAAGCUGAGCCUCAAGGCCUGCCUGAUAAUCCUGGGCAAUUCUGCAAUCCCACUUACGUGUCAGGGUUCAAGGACUUCAUAACACGUUCUCAUGCUGAGGAAUAUGCUGUAAGGAAGGAGGGAAUCUGGCCUGUGAAGAUGGCCACCAAGCCCGUGAGAGGAAAAGGCCAUCUUCCCAUUGGUCCUAAGGAACGUAUUUGGCCGAUGGGCAAGUGGACAGGUAUCUAUCCUGAUACCAGUCUCCCUAGUAUCUCUGAUCUGUCUUUGAGUGAAAAGACCAAAGGAGUCCAGAGAUAUCUGAAUGGUCUUGCAGGCCAAGUGGGUUUUUUUGAUGGAGAAAUGGGAGGCCAGAUUGAUGCAAUCUUGGAAGUCCCAAUCUCAGCAGUCUCUGUACUACCAUUUUUUUACAUGUAGUACAGGGACACAUUGAAAGCUCACUUUAAUGCAGGCAACGUUAUCUCACAGACCUUAUUCUCUAAACCAUGAUAAUAUAAUGGUUUAACUGAUCUUCAAGAAUCGUUUUGAGAUUUAUUUAAAAAUCUCUUUAUAUGCUUUUAUUGACUGUAUUCUUCCCCAAGAGUUUAUGAUAGAGAGUGGGCUUGAAACAGUUUAAUAACAAGCAUAAAUAAUACUAUUGGCAUAAAAUAAGAAUUUAAGAUUCAGCUGUACGGUGAUCUAUUACAGUGCGCCAUCUUGAGAAUAGUUGGCAUUUCCAUGCGGCCUGUGUUAUUAGUGAGCUCUGCCACAGUAUGAAACCGCAGUAUGAUGUGCCCAGGGCCAGUAACUCGAAGGUAUGGUUACAUAAAGUACUAGACCCUGAGAACAACCUCUUAAAAAACAAAGAAAUGCUUGAUGCAUGCUGCGCUGGUAACAUAGACCUCAGGUAUGAAUUACCAUAUAUGCAUUAGAUAUUGCUCAUGCACACUUUGCAUAAUUCUCUAUUAAAAUAUAGGUAUUUCAACCUUUAUAAAAAUUAUAUAACAUACUGAUCCUUGAAAAAUCUCUCAAGCAGAAUGUUUUUAUGCUAGUAUUACACAAUGGAACUCACCAGCAGUAAAUAUUUUCAUUUUUACCAUUUACACAAUAAAUGUGUAAACCUCAGUAUAUGCGAAAUAGUCACUUGUUUCUGCUUCUUCAUUCCCUUCCUUGCUGUAUUUGAAUCAAACAAGAAAUUGUAGUGGAUCCCAUUUGUUUUAAUAAUUAAAAACACAUUUUAAUAUAAAAACAUAAUAGCAAAACAUUAGGAAUAACUAUGUAGGACAUGAGUUAUAUUUUCAUGAUUUCAAAAGGCAAAAUAAGCUCCUUUGUAAUUUGUAAUUAUUUGUUGUAUUGUACGAAUCCUUUCCAAGUGGACCUGUGGGCUAGUAGAAUGUGUCUUAUUCUUUUGUUAGUUAGAUUGACAUAAGAACUCAAUGGAACCCAUGUUAUCUCAAAUAUAUUAUUAUCUUUCUGCUCUUUAGCUUGCCAUUUCUGAACUUUAAACCCUUUAAUACAGUAAGUCUAAACUAAGUACUGUAGAAGUUUUCCAAUAACUGGCAAUGACCUGCCUGGCGUUAUGAUAGAGAGGAAAGCACACCCUAUCAUAUUGUUCCUUUAUUUUUACUGCUAAAUAAAUUUAUCAUUGCCUAGA